This is a messenger RNA of Daucus carota subsp. sativus, 743 nucleotides long. RefSeq names its product protein SMALL AUXIN UP-REGULATED RNA 12. The coding region runs from base 103 to 423 and encodes 106 amino acids. NCBI's taxonomy places the organism in Eukaryota, Viridiplantae, Streptophyta, Magnoliopsida, Apiales, Apiaceae. The transcript has a single exon. Gene Ontology annotation, biological process: response to auxin. The record is from RefSeq and is a predicted model, not a curated record.
AACCCCUUGACAACCCUCUAUUCUCUCCACAACUCUCUCUCAAAUAUUCCCAAACUAAUUCCCUCAAAACUAACUUUCUUCAAAAACCAAAAGAAAAAGGAGAUGGGUGUUGGAAAAUCAAACAAAAUGCCCCAGACCGCAGUCCUCAAACAAAUCCUCAAGAGAUGUUCGAGCCUCGGCAAGAAACACGGCUGCGACAAUCUCUCCGGCCUCCCGGUCGACGUGCCCAAAGGCCACUUUGCAGUCUACGUCGGAGAGAACCGGAGCCGAUACAUUGUGCCCAUUUCGUUUCUCACACACCCCCAGUUUCAGUGCCUCCUCCAACAAGCUGAAGAUGAGUUCGGAUUUGUGCAUGACAUGGGACUCACCAUUCCAUGUGAACAAGUCGUUUUCGAGUCCUUGACCUCAAUGCUCCGAUGCUGAUCUUUUUUGCUUAUUAUUUUUAUCGCUUGAUAAUUCAUGGAUGGUUCGAUUUGUUGAACGAGGAAGAUGGUCAAGAAGAAGCAGCUGCUGCUUCUCUUUUUUUAACAUCUUUCCUCGUUUUGGUUUGGUCUUGAAGCUGUCGUUAGUGUUUUUUUUUUUUUUGGAAUUCAGUGAUGACUCUAACCCAACACUCAUAGACUUUUUGAGGGUUAGAUUAAUUUGUAUAUCUUCCUCGUCAUAUAUAGAGGUGUUAAUUAGCUAUGCCCUGUGAGUGGAACUUAAUGUUAAUGAAAGAUGGCUCAGUGCCAUAAUUUGUUCAA